Messenger RNA from Nycticebus coucang (slow loris), 1442 nucleotides. RefSeq names its product selenoprotein T (gene SELENOT). The record is from RefSeq and is a predicted model, not a curated record. Gene Ontology annotation, molecular function: thioredoxin-disulfide reductase (NADPH) activity. The transcript is spliced from 6 exons. Gene Ontology annotation, cellular component: endoplasmic reticulum membrane. NCBI's taxonomy places the organism in Eukaryota, Metazoa, Chordata, Mammalia, Primates, Lorisidae. Gene Ontology annotation, biological process: cell redox homeostasis.
CGGAUCGCGCCUGCGCAGUGGGGGGUUGCUCGCGGCUUGGCUUUGGGCGAGCUGCAGUCACGAUCCGAGGGCGGCCGGAGUGGCUGUCUCAUUUAAGAUGAGGCUUCUGCUACUUCUCCUAGUGGCGGCGUCAGCGGUGGUCCGGAGCGAGGCCUCGGCCAACCUGGGCGGCGUGCCCACCAAGAGAUUAAAGAUGCAGUACGCCACGGGGCCGCUGCUCAAGUUCCAGAUUUGUGUUUCCUGAGGUUAUAGGCGGGUGUUUGAGGAGUACAUGCGGGUUAUUAGCCAGCGGUACCCAGACAUCCGCAUUGAAGGCGAGAAUUACCUCCCUCAACCAAUAUAUAGACACAUAGCAUCUUUCCUGUCAAUCUUCAAAUUAGUAUUAAUAGGCUUAAUAAUUGUUGGCAAGGAUCCUUUUGCUUUCUUUGGCAUGCAAGCUCCUAGUAUCUGGCAGUGGGGCCAAGAAAAUAAGGUCUAUGCAUGUAUGAUGGUUUUCUUCUUGAGCAACAUGAUUGAGAACCAGUGUAUGUCAACAGGUGCAUUUGAGAUAACUUUAAAUGAUGUACCUGUAUGGUCUAAGUUGGAAUCUGGUCACCUUCCAUCCAUGCAACAACUUGUUCAAAUUCUUGACAAUGAGAUGAAGCUCAAUGUGCAUAUGGAUUCAAUCCCGCAUCAUCGAUCAUAGCCCCACCUAUCAGCACUGAAAACUCUAUUACAUUAAGGGAUUUUUGCAAGAGCAGCGUGACUGACAGUAUGAAGGCCUGUACUGAAGACAGCAAGCUGUUAGUACAGACCAGAUGCUUUCUUGGCAGGCUCGUUGUACCUCUUGGAAAACCUCAGUGCAAGAGAGUUUUCCAGUGCUGGCGCAUUUUGGAAUUCUGCACAUUCGUGGAGUGCAAUAAUACUGUAUAGUUUUCUUCCCCCCACAAAUUCAUCCAGUUUUUUUUUUAAAAUAGUGAACAUUACUACUUGUAACUUUUUUCUUAGUCAUAUUUUGAAAAUAAUAGAAAAUUGAGUUACAAUUUGAUUUUUCUUUCCCCCAAAACGUCUGUUAAAUCUGUUGUGCUUUUAUAUGAAUUUUCCUUUUUUAUAAUUUCAGAUUAAUCUUUUUGGAAAUAUAGCUAAAGUUCCCAAAUACUUUAUAAAAGUUUAUUAGAUAUCUCUGAUUUGGUUAUGUCCAGUUUAUAUGGUUUUCAAAAUAUUGCAGAUUGUAAACAGUGCAUUAUACAAGAUUAUGGGGGAAAUCCUAUAUCCAGAGUACUCUACAAAUUUGUGUGUGUGUGUGUAUGUGUGUGUAUGAUUACCAGAGAACCACUAAAAAACCAACUGCUUUUUAAAUCUUGUUAUGUAGUUCAAGUGUCUUGCCUUGACCAAUCUAAUAAGUUGAUUAACUGGGCCUUUAUACUUAACUAAAUAAAAAACUAAGCAGAUAUGAGUUAAAU